AUGGCCAUCAAAAGAAAAGAGACGUCCAACAUCAAGGUGUUCAAACGGCUCACUCCUGCGACUGUCACCUACGACCUCUCCCGGGCUGAUAGUGUGACAAUCACCGUGCCUGUUGCUUCUACUUGGACUUCCGGUCCACACUGGCACGAGACUCACACCGAAUAUCUCCAGGUCUUGCAAGGACGCGCAUUCGUCAGAGUUGGGGAUCGAUCCGGGGUCUAUAGAGCGGAGGAUGGCGCGAUCGAAGUCCCGAGAUACACAGUCCAUGAAUGGCACCGGUUUUUUGCAGGAGACGAGGACCAAGAAGACCUCAUUGUGCGAGAAUGGACGGUACCUGAAGACGGCCAAAAGGAAAUCUUUUUCCGGAUGCUCAACUCGUUCCUGACGGAAGAUCAGCCCAGCUCCUUGUACACAUCAUCCGUCUGGAUCCCCAAAUGGGUUGAGACCCGAAUCGAGCAUUGGGUUGUGGCAUUGCAGUUGUUUUGCAUCUUUGACUCUUGGGACAACUGGCCUGUAUUGAUUGGAGAGGAUAAUGGAUGGGUCAGUUGGUCAGUGACACACUUGGUGUUGGGACUUUCGACGGCGAUUGGAUUUGUGCUUGGAUUGCGAGGGACAUACAGUGCGUAUGUUGAUGACGAGCUGCUACGUAGAGCCACACGAGGGAAUGGCACGCGGAAGACAAGAUGA
This is a messenger RNA of Fonsecaea multimorphosa CBS 102226, 687 nucleotides long. RefSeq lists its product as uncharacterized. Bases 1 to 687 code for a protein of 228 amino acids. NCBI's taxonomy places the organism in Eukaryota, Fungi, Ascomycota, Eurotiomycetes, Chaetothyriales, Herpotrichiellaceae. The transcript has a single exon. The record is from RefSeq and is a predicted model, not a curated record.